AUGAAGGAACUCCUCCGAGAUGCGACGUUGGGAAAAGUCCUACGUCUUGUAACGCGGAACCGAGUUUUGAAAUAUCCAGAGGAAGAACGUAUGCCAGCGGACCAGGAAAAAACAGAUCCGGAUUUCUGGCGACAGUAUCUUCAUGAGCGCAAAACGUGGAAUGCGAGAGAUCAUGGUAGCUGCGAUGACCCGGAGCCGGAAGGGUCAGAAGAUAAAGAUAAGGAGGAUGAUGGUGCAGGUGUUGGUCAAGAUCAAGGGCAGGAAAGUAAUGGGGAUAGGAGAUUAUCGACUGCGAGGCAAAGUUCGGAACACACAAAAGUGGCAAAGGAGGACUCGGUGAAUGAGAAGAAUGGAGGUGUAGAUGUUAGGGUUAUCGAUUGGGAUCAAUCGUAUGGAGCGGUUGAUUCAGAGGAUCCACAAAAUUGGUCGACUGGAAAAAAGUUCUUCGUCACUUUCCUAAUCUGUCUAUUGACGUUCUCCGUCUACAUCGGAUCGGCCAUAUAUUCGGCGGGUAUUCAAGAUGUAAUGAGACAAUUCGGAGUCGGUCAAGUCGCCGCCACAGCCGGCCUUACUCUCUUCGUCGCUGGUUAUGGGAUAGGUCCCAUGAUUUGGUCUCCCAUGAGUGAGAUACCUCAAAUUGGUCGAAAUCCGGUUUACAUUGGCACGCUUAUCGUCUUCGUGGUCCUUCAAUUCGGUGUCAUAUAUGCGAGGAAUUUCGCACAGUUGCUCAUAUUUCGAUUCUUGACUGGCUUCUUUGGUUCGCCAGUGCUAGCUACUGGCGGUGCGUCGUUGGGUGAUAUGUAUUCGCCAAAGAAGAGGGCGUAUGCAAUUGGAAUUUGGGGAAUGGCUGCAAUCUCUGGACCUGUGCUUGGUCCAUUGAUCGGCGGGUUCGCAGCAGAGAGUAAGGGGUGGACUUGGACCAUUUGGGAAUUGACAUGGCUAUCCGGGGCCGCAAUGAUUGUCCUAAUCAUCCUCCUCCCAGAAACCAGCUCCGCCAACAUCCUUUACCGCCGACGAGCUCGUCUCACAAAACUCAGCAAAGUCAGCAAUCUGAAAUGUGAACCCGAAAUCGAAGGCGAUAAAAUGACGCGGCAAGAUAUAAUCAACAUGGCUCUCAUCCGACCAUUCUCACUCACCUUCACGGAACCCAUUCUUUUCUGUCUCAAUCUCUACAUUGCACUCAUUUACGGUAUUCUCUACGUUUGGUUUGAAUCCUUCGCCAUUGUCUUUGUCGAGAUUCAUGGCUUUAGCUUGGGGAAAGAGGGUUUGGCUUUCUUGGGGAUUUUCGUCGGGUCGCUUGUUGUAAUUCCGCCGUUUUUCUGGUAUUUGCAUCGAUAUCAAGAACCGCAGUUUAAUGAAAAGGGCGAGAUUAAACCGGAGAUUAGAUUGCAACCUGCAUUUGUGGGGGCGUUUUGCAUUCCUAUCUGUUUGUUUUGGUUUGGAUGGACUAGCAGAGCAAGUAUCCACUGGAUCGUCCCCAUAAUCGGCUCAUCCUUCUUCUCCAUCGGCGCCUUCCUCCUCUUCAAUUCCGUCCUAAACUACAUCGGCGACGCCUACCCCGUAUACGCAGCCUCAGCAUACGCAGGGAAUGAUUUUCUGCGAUCGACUUUCGGGGCUGGAUUCCCGCUAUUUGCUAAUGCUAUGUUUACGGAUUUGGGGGUGCCGUGGGCUAGUUCUACGUUGGCUUUUAUUAGUGUGGCGUUUAUACCCAUUCCAUUUAUUUUGUAUAUUUGGGGAGAGAGGAUUAGGAAGUCGAGUAAGAGGGCUAGACAUGAUAUUUAG
This is a messenger RNA of Sclerotinia borealis F-4128, 1782 nucleotides long. NCBI's taxonomy places the organism in Eukaryota, Fungi, Ascomycota, Leotiomycetes, Helotiales, Sclerotiniaceae. The record is from the annotation of a GenBank genome assembly.